Penicillium malachiteum is the source of this 1197-nucleotide messenger RNA. RefSeq lists its product as uncharacterized. Gene Ontology annotation, molecular function: zinc ion binding; DNA-binding transcription factor activity, RNA polymerase II-specific. Lineage: Eukaryota; Fungi; Ascomycota; Eurotiomycetes; Eurotiales; Aspergillaceae. Bases 1 to 1197 code for a protein of 398 amino acids. The transcript is spliced from 2 exons. Gene Ontology annotation, biological process: regulation of DNA-templated transcription. The record is from RefSeq and is a predicted model, not a curated record.
AUGCCACAAAAAUACCCUCGUAAGCGAAUAUCAGUCGCAUGCCAUUACUGUCGACAUCGAAAGCGCCGGUGCGAUGGGGAGAAGCCACAGUGUGCGUUGUGUAGGGAGUCCAAUAUUGCCUGCGAAUAUCCAAAACAAGUGAUGGAAGAAGCCUUACCAAGGCGAGAAGCAGUUUCGCAAAAUCAAAAGAUCCUUCUUCGUCGUUUAGAUCGACUAGAGAGCCUUUUGCGUGAAGAAUCACAGCAGCCAGCACACACCAGAAAUGCCAGUGAGAACGAUGAUCAGUCUGAGGAGCCAAAUUGUGAAGUCCGAUACGAUGAUGCGGAGGAUGAAGCGUCUGAUGUCGGGAUAGAGGAUCUGAAUUAUGCGGAGCAUCAAAACGUCUCAAAUGAUUUGGAUAAUGGGUUUCAUCAGAUGAGUGAAACUCAUCAAUCGCUGUUUCUGUACCCACCGAAUCUGAAUUCACUUUCAGCGGCCAUUACGCCCGAUAGCACUUUAUGGCAUGCAACUAGCCCGGUCUCAGCGAACCUGUCCUCCAAUACAGUUGAGAUCGAGAAAAAUGCUUUGGAGAAUAAUUCAGAAAUCCCUGAAAUGAAUGAUCAGCUUUUAAGCAUCUCAGAUGGUCAUCUUACAAUAGCUGGUAGUCUAUUUCUUCUUGAGCCUAUUCGUCGACUGAUCGGGGAGUACCCUGCAAACUUCUUCUAUCAUAUUGAGUCUAUACGAACACCUCCAUUUGAGAACUAUAACAAUUCGCCAAAAGAAACGUUACAAAACCUGAAUCUCAAGGCUAAUACAGUUAAUUUACUUUUAUCAACCUUCUUUACUGAAGUCCACAUUCAUUUUCCGAUUUUGAACUCCGAAACAUUUCGCAUAUCUUUCUACGAUGUUAUGAAACAAGGUCCUUGUGAAUCUCUGGAAAUGGCUCUUUGUUUGACUGUUCUCGCGCUUAGAAAGCUGGCACUGAGCAUUCAACAAGACGGGUCUAUUCAUGACAAUAAAUCAGAAAAUGGCCUUGAAUAUUUCGUCCCAGCUCAUCAAAUCUUGUUAGCCAGCUCAUGGGCAUGUUUUGAUCUUGACACCACAAUACCUACUGGUCUUCUGUCGUCUAUCUACCUCUCAUACAUGAGCUAUCCCCUAACCUCCUGGCAUCUGGCAUAUACUGCUUCAAUUAAACUUCAGUUGAUGAUUUCUCAGUAA